Messenger RNA from Girardinichthys multiradiatus, 4952 nucleotides. It is a transcript of the gene adrb1, whose product is annotated as adrenoceptor beta 1. Gene Ontology annotation, biological process: positive regulation of heart rate by epinephrine-norepinephrine; adenylate cyclase-activating adrenergic receptor signaling pathway; norepinephrine-epinephrine-mediated vasodilation involved in regulation of systemic arterial blood pressure. NCBI's taxonomy places the organism in Eukaryota, Metazoa, Chordata, Actinopteri, Cyprinodontiformes, Goodeidae. Gene Ontology annotation, cellular component: membrane. Gene Ontology annotation, molecular function: beta1-adrenergic receptor activity. The record is from RefSeq and is a predicted model, not a curated record. The transcript has a single exon. Bases 139 to 1332 code for a protein of 397 amino acids.
CAUCAAGGCGCAGAUCCGCACAGGAGCUCCAGAUGGAGUUGACGCGCGAUGGGAUAAGAGCUGCGCGUCUUUUCAACGGCUGCUCCGCACUGCCUGGAUGAACUCGAGCCGUGCGGGGUCACAGUGCAGCAGCCCGUCAUGGGGGACGGUGGUGCGGCUUCGCCGGUGAACCUCCACAACAGCACGUGGAACGAGGCGUCCGAUGCGCCGGGUUCCGCUGCGGCCGCGUCCGAGCAAUGGAUGGCCGGGAUGAGCCUGGUGAUGGGUCUGAUCGUCCUGUCCAUCGUGUUUGGGAACAUCCUGGUGAUCGUGGCUAUAGCCAGGACGCAGAGGCUACAGACGCUCACCAACGUGUUUAUCGUGUCGCUGGCGUGCGCGGACCUCAUCAUGGGGCUGCUGGUGGUGCCGUUUGGCGCCGCGCUCGAGGUGCGUGGCACCUGGAUAUACGGCUCGUUCUUCUGCGAGUUCUGGAUCUCCGUGGACGUGCUCUGUGUCACUGCCAGUAUAGAGACUCUGUGCGUAAUCGCCAUAGACAGAUAUGUGGCCAUCACCUCACCUUUCCGCUACCAGAGCUUGUUGACCAAGGCUCGGGCCAAGGCGGUGGUGUGCGUGGUGUGGGGCAUCUCCGGGCUUGUCUCCUUCCUCCCGAUCCUCAUGCACUGGUCCCGCGACAGCGUGGACACAGCCUGCUAUGAGGACCCCUACUGCUGCGACUUUGUGACCAACAGGGCUUAUGCCAUCUCCUCUUCCAUCAUUUCCUUCUACAUUCCUCUCCUAGUCAUGAUUUUUGUUUACGCGCGGGUGUACAGAGAGGCCAAAAAGCAGCUGAAGAAGAUCGACAAGUGCGAGGGCAGGUUCCACAACACCCUGACCGGACUCACCGCCAAGUGCAAGAAGAGACCGUCCAAGAUUCUGGCACUCAGGGAGCAGAAAGCGCUCAAGACUCUGGGCAUCAUCAUGGGGACCUUCACUCUGUGCUGGCUGCCCUUCUUCAUCGUCAACGUGGUGCGGGUGUUCUGCGCAGAGGUGGUGGACAAGGACCUGUUCGUGUUCCUGAACUGGCUGGGCUACGUGAACUCAGCCUUUAACCCCAUUAUCUAUUGCCGGAGUCCGGACUUUAGGAAGGCCUUCAAGAGGCUGCUGUGUUGCCCGAGGCAGGCGGACCGCCGGCUGCACAUCAGCUCCUGCGACCUAUCACGGUGCUCCGGCGGCUUUGUGUCUGCGCUGGAGCCCGGCACGCUGGAGAUGUGGUCGGACUGCGCCGUUCUGGACAACAGCGAAAGCAGCCUAAUGGGGACUGGGAAACUGUCUCACUCUGAGUCCCAGAUGUGAAGCAAAAGAUAUUACAAAAUAACUUAUUGUGGUGAAAAACAAAUUCAAACUGUGGGAUUAAAAAAACAAAACGCGUCCACAUGGACCAUCUUUGGGCCAGGUAUGCGAAAUUUUCUUUAAGGUAGUUGUUUUUGAAAAUAUAGAAAAAGAUGAUGCAGUUUGGAAAAGCCUACAGAACCAAACAUUUUUUAAAAUGUAAAAAGUCUAAAGUUAAGGGUUUGCCAAAAAACGUAGUGCGCUUUUAUCAAAAGAUCGCAGACGUAAUAAGUCACUAAAAAUAUAGUUUUUUUUUUUAUUUUGCUCUAAACCUGCUGGAGAUUCAUAUCUGUAGAGCAUUCUAAGGUGCGCCCAGAGCCGGACCAAGGCAGCAGCGAACUACGCUGCUGCUGUUUGGGCUCCCCGGCCAGCAGGGGGCCCUCAAAGCACUCUUGACUUCUCACAAAUAUAUCUCACAGAUAAUGAAACUUCAUGCGCAUUGCAUAUAUUUCUAAAUGUCAAAUUUAAAAUAAUGUAAAUUAAUUUAAAAGUUUUAUACUUUUCUUUUGACAAAUUUUCAUUAUUUUUUAAAUGUAACUUUUUCCAAUUAAAAGCAAACGUUUAAAGAAUUUCAAUUUGAUGUUCAAAACCUUUGGUGAAGAGAAGGAUUUAGGCUACUUUUACAUUUUUCCUAAGGUUUCUGAAUAUCAAGUUAAACGUUUUGUUUUAAAUUUAAAAUCUAGAUUUUAAGAUUAGGAUCUGGAAAAUGAUUCAAAAGAGUUGACAAAUAAAAAACUGCCUCACUGUGAGAUACAACUAUAAAUGAUUGUAAAUAAGGAAAACUUUAAAGGUAUGCAAAAUGUCCAUAACAUUUUGCAAACUUGUCCCAAGUAAGUUUAUUUUCAGUAUAUAACAUGAUGAUUCAAUCCUGUAAACCAGAUAUUUCUCUGGAUGUAAAAAGUUUAAAAUUAAAAAGAGAAAUUGUGCAAAACAGCACACACCUAUACCACUCUAAUUUAUUACUAGAAAUAUUGCAGUUUUAAACCCUAAAUUUGAGAGUUAAGCAAUCCCAUUUUUGUCUGAGGUUUCAAAAUCCAUCAUCAUGCUUACAAUUAGGCACAAGCCUACUAAGCUGCUACUUGGGGUCCCAAGCCAUCAUAAUCAACCCCCUCAGGUAUGCUAUGAGCCUACUUUUAAAUGUCUCCUAGAGUUUGUGAAUCCUACUUUUAAAAGAAAUUGAAGCUUUUAAAAUGUAUUAGAAGGAUUGCAAACUUUAAAAUAAUUUAUUGUAAGAAAAAACAUCUGCAUACAAAAACUACAUUUUAUUCUGCUGAGGCCCUGGGCCUCAUACAUGCUUGGGUUAGCUCUGUGUUGGUCUUUACAAGGCCGGCCCUAGGUAUAAGCUGUGUUUAUGACUGCUUAGGGCCCCCCAGGAGAAAUUUAAUUCAACAAACACAGAAGUUGCACUGAUGCUAAGGAAAACCUUUUAGUUCCCACUGAACUAUAGUCUUGAUUCAGUGAUACAAGUGACAGCUUGUUUGUUUGUUUGUUUGUUUGUUUGUUUGUUUGUUUUUAAAAAGUCUGCCAAAUGUACAAGAAUGACCACAAAACAAUAACAGGAAGAUAUGAAAUAUCCUGCAUUAUCAGCUGUGUGGCUCAACUUGUUAAGGUCGUGUGCUACUAAUUGAGUAAGUGUUAGUUUAAUUGACUUAUAGUAGAGAUGCACCAAACAAUCAGCCAGAAAGCAGAAUUGGCUGAUUUUCCCUUGAUCAGUUCUAAUCUGUAAUUGACAUGCCAAACAUGGAAAAAUCAGGGUUUUCCUUCACCUUUCAUUAAAUCCAUAAAAACAAAGGCCUCCCACCAUUUUAAGUCGAUACUCAGUUUGAUGAGUGUGUGCUUCUUUUAGUUUAAUUUAAUGCAUAAAGGCAUAAAUGGAGGUCGCCUUGUUAUUCCUUCAUUGUCAGUUCCAUUACAAACUACUACCUCUUUUAAGGAACCUGCGGCACAUUUUUUUCUUUUUUGUAUUGUAUAUUCAUUAGAAAAUAAAUCUAAAGUAAACCAGAGAUCGGUAUCAGCCAUGAUCAGUGCAUCUUUAACUUUUUACAUCUCAACUGUAUCCUAAACAUUCAGAAAAAAUAGACAUUAUUUAGACACAUUCUCAAAAUAAAAUGCUCCCUAAGUUAACAGAAUUAAAAAAUGAAAGAUAAUUUAAUAAUUUUUGCUUGUAUCUGAGCGUAGAAAACAUUUUAUGCCCAGCUAUUAAACUGUCUUCAUGGUUGCCCAAACUUGUUUUUUCAUCUUUUGGUUAACAAACUAAGUAAGUUGGCUGUCAUGUUUUAAUAUACUUGUGCCAUAAGAUCUACUUACACCUGUACAAUUAGAAAAUUAUAAGAUGUUUUUGCCAUUCGUCUCUCUAUCCUUCUCCACAUUACUGUAGUAGUUAGUAUCUACUACUUCAAACAGUGUCAGUGGCAAAAACAAAUUAUUAGCAGCCUCAAAAAUUAACAAGAUUUACCAUUUAAUGUUUAAAAAGGGGACUUAUAUCUAGUGUUAUUUAUUAACAGAUGAUUUGAGUUGACUGAUCACAUCCAGAGACAGUCAGUAUAAUUUGUCACUGGCUCAUUAGUUAGUUGUACUACAAGUUGUGUUAAAUUAAUUCAGUUUGUUUUAUUAAUAUAGUGCAAAUUCACAACAAAUGUCAUCUUAAGGAACCUCACAGGACAAACAAAUAUAUACACAGAAUAAUACUGUCAAAUCAGUCUGGCUGCAUAAACAGAUUCAGAUUUAUUCCUAGUUAUGAAACAAUGCUGUCAGAUUAGGUUAAUAAUGCAAACUAGUAAAAAUGUUUGUAUGUAAGAAUCAUGAGUUUGCAGCAAUCCCUCCUCCUGAGCAGGUAUGUGGCAACAGUGGAAGGUUGACUACAGCAAAAAAAAACAAGUUGAUUAAAGUUUUAAAAAAUCAUGCACAAAUGCUAAAAACUAAUAAAAUAAAAUAAAAAUAAAGCAUAUGUAAUAUAAAAAGGAGGUCCGUGUCCCUCUGGUGGUUGAUGGGUUUAACUGGAGGUGGGCCCCCCUGAUAAAACUCAGUUUAAGGCCUUAUUCAGCCAUGGGACGGCCCUGGUGCUCUGCGAUCGGGAAACACAGUACACCCUGAUGGAAAAUUGUAAAUUACUCCUAAAAAUAUUAUUAGUUGUUUUUUUUACUCUAAAUUAGUCAGAUAAGAAGUCACUUUCAUAUCUGUAGUGAUGAGGAUGAUGAAACAGUGGUGGGUCCUGAAAUAAUCCCAGUUCAUGAUGCUUAAACUGGCCACUCAGGCGCGCUGUAAUAAACUGGUUGGUGUUUAAAAGCAUUUGUCUUGUAUAGCUCACAAUGUGUUUUACCUCACAGCCGUCGGCAAGUGCAAUUUGUACUGGCGGGUACUUGUUUAUAUUAAACAUUGUGUAAAAUAAGACGUGUAUUUAUUCCGCCGUGUCUUUUUAAAUGAAGAGAGUCUAUGAUGGGCGGACGCCUGUUGUACAUACUGCACUGUGAAGUACUGAAAUGAUGACAAUGAGCCCUCUCUCUCGCUUUCUGUCUCUGGCUUUAAGAGCUGUUGUGAGGUGGUGCUUUAACGUCUGUGAAAAUAAAAGGAAGUUUCGUGAUCAA